AUGUAUUGGUGGUGGUACCUCUGGGCAAUCUUGGCAUCGGUAAUGGCCUUGCCGCUAGCCGUUGGCAGCUCCUCCUCCUCCACGGGUUGGUGGGGUUGGCAUGGCGGUGCCAUAAUUCCCGUAAACCAAACACUGGACUUUCGUCUCGUCGGGAACGAAACAGUCCUACACCAGGGAUGGCGGGUCGUUACCAAUCGCCAAAUCCGAAUGCCUUCCGGUCGCUUGGUGGAUUUUGAAGUCGUCGGCCAGCGCGGUACGGACCAAGCAGUGUUGGUCCUGGCCUGGCAUCGGGCGACGCAAACAGUCACUCUGGUACGCGAGUACACACCGUCGGUCCAACAAUUCAUGUUGGGCUUGCCAGCCGGGAUGGUGGAAGACCAGAAACACGAUGCGUCGGAUGCCUGGACCGCCGCACGGGCCGAAUUGCUCGAGGAAGCUCGCCUCGAAGGAGGAAUCUGGCAUCAACUGGGGGAGCGACCGACCGUCAUGGACAAGUACAGUACUACCGGUUUUACAGUCUUUUUGUGCAUUGAUCCCAUCGCGGUUGCGGCCGACCGGGCACCGCCUCGGGAUGCAGGCGAGGAAGGCUUGGAAAUCAUUACCGGCGUUACCGUGGCAGAGUUAAGGACCUAUAUCCACGACGGCAAUCUGACGGUCGUCGGAGGAUGGGCCGUACAACGGGCUCUCCAUAAAUUGAAAGAAUUGGGAGAAAUUGAAUGA
Phaeodactylum tricornutum CCAP 1055/1 is the source of this 720-nucleotide messenger RNA. RefSeq lists its product with no specific name. The transcript has a single exon. The record is from RefSeq and is a predicted model, not a curated record. Bases 1 to 720 code for a protein of 239 amino acids. Lineage: Eukaryota; Bacillariophyta; Bacillariophyceae; Surirellales; Neidiaceae.